This is a messenger RNA of Entrophospora sp. SA101, 963 nucleotides long. The record is from the annotation of a GenBank genome assembly. Lineage: Eukaryota; Fungi; Glomeromycota; Glomeromycetes; Entrophosporales; Entrophosporaceae.
AUGACAUUUGAUUUCUGUAGAAUCUGUAAAAGGAAUAAUUCUGAAGGUAAAAAACAUUUAUAUACAAAAUUACAUCAAGGGAAUUUACUCAAUAUAUUAAACAAAGAAAUUACGAAAUAUAAAAAGUACAGGAUUUUUUUAAAAGACAUUACUAUUGUUUAUGAUGUUAACAAGCAACCUGAUUUUUGGUGUUUUUUUUGUGAAGUGAACGUAGAAAUAACUUUUAAAAAUGUUGACGAAAAACAAAUUAUUUGUGAACACAUAUUUGAACAUAUAGUAACAAAAAAUCAUCAUGAUAAUGUUAUCAAGUAUUUUAAAGAUCAAAAAGCAGAUUGUAAAUUAAUUAAUAAUUUUAUACUGAAAAAAGAUGAAAUUGACAAGUUUCGAAGGAGAUCAAAAGAGUUACAAAAGAAAAAUCAGUUAAAAAAGGAAGAAAGGGAAUUAAAAUCCAAUGUAAAUCAAGAAUCCAAUAAUAUUAGCAUUUCUAUUUUGGAUAAAAAUGAUAAAAUGGAAAUAAAAUUUGAAAAUUUUAAUAAUAAUAAUUCAACAGUUAAACCAAUAAUUAAUAACAAAUUAAAUAUUAAUGAAGAAAAAAAAAAAAAGAGAGAUCAAUUAACACGUAUAAAAGUCCCGCCUCUUAAACCUGGUGAAGGAAAUGUGUUUGAAGAAGGAUCUGUCCCACCUUGGUUACAAGAUGAUGAUGAUAUGAAGUUUAGUGGUAACACAAAUAAAACUGAAAUAGGACCAUCAUUAGAUGCAUUCUUAGCAGCCAAAAAGCUUGAAAAGAAGAAAAAACUAAAUCCAAAUAGAGUUGGUGCUAAUUUUGAUAGAGAAAGUGCUGUGGGGAAGGAUUGGGUGCCAAAUUUCGGUAGAGUUUGGAAUAAUGGUACUAGAAAUCGAUCUCAAAAGCAAUAUAAAAAAGAAAUGAAAUCUAUUGAAAAAACAGGAAAGAAACAAAAAUAA